UUGCUCGUUGUGUUUUCGUCUCGCCCGACUCCGAAGCGGACGUGUUUUUGCGUUCUCCGCGUUCGUUUGUCAGUGAACAGUGACAGAGUGAAUAAAAAAAGGUGUUCUGUUCGACAUUAAACGCAAAAAUAAGAACCGAGAUCACCGGAUAUUAUAAAACCACGUCUUCCAGCGGAAUUCAUCGCGGGUGCAGAAAUCAUUUUGUUGCAACAGUGUCGAUGCAUGGGGGUUGAAUUGUGGGUUGCUGCCGAAGAAAUACAACAGUUCCAGGUCAAUUUAACUUCGUUUUGGUUGGGGAGGAAGUGGAAAAGCCCUUGAAAAGUUUGUUCUCGUAGUGAGUGUAAAUGUACGAUUGAUGUAUCGUAAUGUAAAUAAGCGUCUGGUUCGAGCAGUGCAGUUAUAAUUAAUUGUUCGUGGAAAAUGGUAUCAACGAUGGAGGAAAAGUAAAAGUUGAAAGCUGCUUGUCCAGUUUUAUACUACAUCUGUUGCAAAAAUCAUCGACAGCAAUAAAUUUGCACGAAAAGUCAAGGUGCAAAGCAGAAGGAUUGAAAUCAAAGCGAACUCGCGAAAAACGUUCAACUAUCGACAUCAAAAAUAUCAUCAGCAUCUCUCGUACACACCGAGAUAAUACAAUGAUGUCAGACCCGGAGACAGCAUGGCUAGAAGAACUACUGCAGGACGUUCAGCUGGAGCAAUUCCUAUCUCGAAUACGAGACGAGCUACAGAUCACCCGAUUGGCACAUUUCGACUACGUCCACGUGGACGAUCUGGAGAAGAUUGGACUCGGCAAACCGGGCAUCCGUCGGUUGAUGGAAGCCGUGAAGAAGAAAAAGGCUCAACAGUGGCGACGGAAUAUCCUCUGCAAGUUGAUUGGUGGUGGGAAACAGCAACCACAAAAGAAGAGUGCCGCGUCUGCCUCGAGAGAAAACGAAGAACCUUCGGCACUGGCGUUGACCUGUUUGAUUCAUGAGAAGGAUGUCACGAUGUCCGUCAAGCUUGGUGAUGGCUCCUUUGGUGUUGUGCGCCGUGGUGAAUGGCACGCCCCCGGAGGGCAAAUUGUUCCCGUUGCAGUGAAGGUACUGAAGGCGGAUACAUUGUCUCAACCCGGGGUUAUCGAGGAUUUCUUCAAAGAGGUUCAAGCAAUGCAUGCACUGACUCACUCGAAUUUGGUUCGAUUGCAUGGGGUCGUGUUAUCACAGCCCAUGAUGAUGGUUACUGAACUGGCUGCGAAUGGUUCCCUGUUGGAUACACUGCGGAAGCAGUGCAGGAGUACUUCACUGCCACUGAUUUGGAACUGGGCAGUUCAGGUGGCGACCGGGAUGGCGUAUCUGGAGAGUAAACGAUUUUUGCACAGAGAUCUGGCUUGUCGGAAUGUGCUAUUGGCGGCGGGUAAUAAGAUAAAGAUUGGGGAUUUUGGUUUAAUGCGCGCCCUGCCACAGCAGGAAGAUUGCUAUGUGAUGACCGAACACAAGAAGGUACCUUUCCCGUGGUGUGCUCCAGAAUCACUCCGCUACCGACAGUUUAGUCACGCGUCGGACACCUGGAUGUUUGCGGUCACCCUGUGGGAAAUGUUUACCUUCGGAGAGGAUCCAUGGGUGGGACUGAAUGGCUCGCAGAUUCUGCGGAAGAUCGACAGAGAAGGCGAACGGUUGCACCAUCCGGAUGCAUGCCCACCGGAUGUGUAUCAGCUGAUGUUGCAGUGCUGGGACAAAACACCGGGCGAGAGACCCACCUUUGCGGCUAUUAAGGAAUUUCUGACAGGAAAUCCUCCGCCGAUCUAUCGAGCGGUAAUGAAUUAUAGUGCGGAUAAUCGACUGACACUAGAACAGGGAGAUGCGAUUGCAAUUAUUGAUGAUCGACCGGAGCUUCAGUUCAUUAAAGGUCAAAAUCAGCGUACUUAUGAUAUCGGAACAUUCCCAAGGAAUGCAGCGAUCGAUAGUUCUAGACACCGAAGUGGUACCGGUACCAUAAGUCGACCUUUGCAUGACUCUUUUCGACAUGCAGCACACGGAACGCCGUUUGGGAAGUCAUGGGGUAAUCCAGGCAGCUUAGAAAUGAACGGCGAGGUGAAAUUACGAAGCAAAACCAAGGAAGCUACUAAUGCUGACCGCCGCGGCAAAUGUGUAUCGGAGCAGUAUGUAAAGGAACGUAAAAGCAAUGCUAGUAAGCAGUUCGCCUACAAUAAGCUGGUCAACGAGAAUCAUCAUAAGCAGCAGCAGCUGUUGAAAGAUGGUCGUCCAUUGCGGCCCCCACAGCCACACAAUCCUCCGGCAAAUGCGCCGGGAGGUGGAACAGCAGAGGGAAUUCUUAUCGAUCUCUCCUCUCCUGGGGAAGCGCCUGGUACAUCGAUCGGAAGUACGCCACAAACGCAUCAGCUGGGAAUGGUUGCUAGUGGAAGUGGAAUGCAGCAGUUUACCAGUAUUCUAGAUGAACCGAUUGAUGUGCCAACGGUGCAGGAAGAUGACCAGCCGUCGUUUGUAGAAGAACAGCCAACACGACUUCAACCGCCUCCGUAUCAGAUGCCUCCCAAAUACACGAAUACUAUGAACAUCACCGAGGCUGGUGGAAUUGAGACUGAUCCUUUCGACACGCGAACAGCGUUCGGUGGAAAUGCGGAAGUUACAAAUAUAACUUCGGAUUAUGAGAGUGAAGCUUCGAGUGUAGUUAGUGCUCGUGAAUUGAUGGCAUCUAUCAAGAGGCAACAAACUCUGGAGGAAUCGGCAGAUAACAACAGCGGAAUGGUACCUGCAGUUGCGCCUGUUUACAGUAAUAUCAAUAGGGGAGCUGUUUCAAAGAUAAGUUCACACUAUGGGAAAGUUAGCAACUUUGAAGAUCUUUCGAACUCGAUGAUGGUCAGUAUGGGAAAACAAAAUCAUCCCGGAAGCUCUUACGGCAGCGUAGAGCAGGGAUUGAACGAUUCGCUUGAUGUUAAUUUAAGUAACUUGUCGCUUGAUGGAAACAGUCAGAGUUUGUUGAAUAUGACCCCGAAAAAGUUGGACAAAACAUUCCUAGCAGAGCUGGAGAAAGAUAUCUACAAGAACGACAGCAAUAGCUUGAAUAAUUCACAUACAUAUGUCGCCAAAGCAAGCAGCAAGGACGGUAUGAAUCAAAUCUCCAACCUGAUGAAUUCGCUGUCUAAAUACGAAAGCACUGGCGCUUUCGAUAACUACCACGAGUUAGAAAAUAUGAGCUCGAACAAAAGCUUGAACGCAAACUUGCAUCAAAUGUAUGCGAACAAUUCGGCGGUUGAAAGCUUCCAACGCAAAAACUAUGAGAGCAGUGCAACGGUGCAAAGUAUGCUGUCGCCAAAGAAACAAAACGCACCGCCCGAUACUAGCAGUGUCGUGACACAGAUGUGGAUGGAACGUAACUCGGCCGCGUCAACGAGUGGCAAUGAACUCACAGUUUACGGCAACCUUACCGGUGGUAGCACGUCUCCUCAAAAAACGCACAACUAUGUGGCAGUAUCCAACCGUCCACUGUCACGGAUACAGAAUGACACUCGACUAUACGGUUCCACCCCCAAUAUGGCCGCAUUAAACAUAGCGGCUCAGCAGUUGCAACAACAGCAACAACAACAACAGCAGCAGCUGCCACAGGAAACCGGGAUUGCCAACAUCUACAACAGUGUGUAUAACGGCAACGAUAUUUACUCCACUAUUGGUAGUGACAUCUACGACACGGUCGCCGCAACACCCUCUUCCUUCUACGAGCGAGUUCCUGUCAAUCCUGCAUCACAGCAGUUGUACAAUAACGUUAGUCAAUUACCACCGCCUGCAGCCAUCUACGACGAGGUUUAUAACGAGGACCUACUGCGGCCCACGAGACCAGCUCCAUCGGCACCGCUUUCCGCCCAGCAAAUUCAGCGGCGGCUGGAUCGACUGGCGCAACAGGAUCAGCAGGUAACGGCACUGCUGGCCGAACUGGGCGAAGAAGCGGACGAGCAGGACGCACGGGAUGCCCUGACGGCGGUCAACUGGGAUCACACGCUGGCCGUGCGAUACUUCAAAAUUGAGCGGCUUUCUCGCCUCGGCGUGGCAAAUCGAACCAAGUGCGAAGAAGCACUGUUGAAAACGGGUUGGAGUGUUCAGCUUGCGGCUUCCAUACUGCUGGAGACUUAAGGCGUCUUUACUUGUCACGAGCGGUGCUCUCCGUCGUCGUUCGGUAAGCAAGCGCACAUUGCCGAUUUGUUAUUACUCCGGUUGAGCAACGAUCACAUUUUUUGCGAUCUCUAAUUUGAUCGAAUUAUACACAUAGGAAGUCAUUGCUGGACAGUGAGGAAUGCCUCUGUUUUUAGCCUUUUCGAUUCACCUUUUACCGCACGGCAAUGUAGAUAUUUAUUUUAGUUGAAUAAUGGUACGAAUUAAGCUGGAGAUCAUGAUAUACCGAACCUACUUCUCUCAAAGAAAGCAAUCCUCGAAUAAGCUGUUACGAAUCUCAAUUACUCAAUCGAUGCCAAUUGACAGUCGAAUUCAAUUAUCGAAAUUAGCUAAAUCGAUUUCUCUAGCCCAAAGUGCACGCAAGAAUCUCUAACGGAAAUCGGAAUCAAUCAAGCAAUUAAAUGCUCUCUCUCUCCCACCCUCGGUAAAGUAUUAUUAUACGUAUAAACGGUUUUGAUGUACAAAAUCACUGAAUAAACGCCACAUCUUGAACGGUAUCAGGUACGAAGCUCUACCAUAAAAUAAUUCUCAGGGUGGCAGACAUGCGAUGCGAUACGACGAAGCGGGUGUGAAGUAAAAUUGAAAAUUCGAGAGCUUUUUUUUCACCGACCGAAAGCUGAUCCGAUCGGCGGGAAAACAAUAGUCAUUAUAGGGGGGAGCCGAACCGUCUUCGUUCGAGAACAAGAUGUUUUACCGAUUAAAAAUUGGUCUGCUGCUGUAGUAUACUAACUACAGGUACCGAAGCCGAACAUAAUUUUAUAACCGUUUUGCUCUUUCGCUUGUGUAGGUACCUACAUUACGAAUGCCUAUAGUUAGAUAGAUUUGAUGAUGAAAGCCGCCAGUAACAGAAAUCCAGUUAUGGAUGGGUACGAAUCAAGCAUUCGGACGCCAUCAAUUAUUAAUCUAUCCGCUGUUGUUAUACUAAACCAAGACCCUUCAGUAUCGCUAUACCUUCGCAGAAGGAAUGUGCGGUUAGUUUUAUCGAUCGCCUAAAAGGGGCGAUCAAUUAGUUUCGGGAGAAGAAGUUCCCACUACUAACUAGAGAGCAUUGGAACAAAUGGGCAAGGAUUCUAACUGAAAUAGUCUAUUUACAUGUUACGAGAGUGCUUUAAGAUAUAUACAUUUUAAACUCAAGAA
Wyeomyia smithii (pitcher-plant mosquito) is the source of this 5297-nucleotide messenger RNA. RefSeq names its product activated Cdc42 kinase Ack (gene Ack). Gene Ontology annotation, molecular function: protein binding; ATP binding; protein tyrosine kinase activity. Bases 633 to 4121 code for a protein of 1162 amino acids. The transcript has 6 exons. Gene Ontology annotation, biological process: protein phosphorylation. The record is from RefSeq and is a predicted model, not a curated record. NCBI's taxonomy places the organism in Eukaryota, Metazoa, Arthropoda, Insecta, Diptera, Culicidae.